AAAAUCAAGUUAAUCAGUAAUAGCGCCUAUUUAAUCUAUGUGAGUAAAUUAUUGUACGUCGUGUCAUAGCUUCAGAAAAACCUGCUGUGCCUCGUAGGCAUGGAGCGACAUGGCCCUACUGUAAGCGUUUCUCCGGUACACGUUCUGAUCGACAAAGAAGUUCGCAUUUUAGUCGGUGGAUUGAAAGCAAAUCAGAAUAUAACUAUAAGGUCUUGGGUAAAUGGAGACAAGACUGAUAUAUUUGAGAGUUAUGUUUAUUAUACAAGCGAUAACAAUGGAAUCGUUGACUUACGAAGGCAGUCUGCCACCGGCGGUUUAUACACAGGCGUCCAACCUAUGGGGCUGUUUACUAGCAUGAUUCCGUCACCAAACAAUGACAGAGCUCACAGUAGAAUGUCACCAAAAGUUGAUGUUGAAAAAUCGUUAGAAUUUCACGUAGACGUCUAUGAUUUACAUCUGGUACCAGAACUAAUAAAUCGCUGUGUUCCCUUAUCUUCGACGACAGUAUAUCGGUCGUACAUAGCGCCUGGUGUUAAGAGACAGCCGGUUAGGAAUGGCAGACUUAGAGGUACAAUAUUCAUACCGCCCGGAAAAGGACCAUUUCCGGCGGUCAUCGAUUUAUUUGGUACAGCUGGCGGCCUGAUGGAAUUCAGGGCAUCAUUGCUCGCUUCACAUGGGUAUCUAUCUUUUGCAUUGGCUUAUUUUGCUCAUGAUGAUUUACCUUUAUCCGCAGUGGACCUUGAUCUAGAAUACUUUGAAGAAGCAAAAGACUAUUUAAAAGAACACCAUUCUGCUGCGAAAGGUGACAUUGGCGUGAUCGGAGUGUCUGUUGGUGGCACAAUUGCAAUGACUUUAGCGUCGUAUGUUGAAGGCUUCAAGUGUGCAGUUGUUAUAAAUGGUCCUUCUUUUGUCCAGUAUGCAACUUUUACAUACAAAGGGAGGUCGUGGCCAGGAGUUGAUAAUGAUAUGAAUCGUAUGUACGUUGAAAAUAAUGGGGUCGUUUUUGGUUCUUGUCUGGAUUCUGUUGAUGAAAACAAUCUUGGGGACGCAGAGAUAGAGUUUCAUAAAUCGAAAAGUUCUUUUUUAUUUUUUUAUUCCGAAGCCGAUAAAGCUAUCAAUACUGAGCUCAUGCAACGAGUCUUGCACCACCUUUUGUCCAAAGAGAAAACGUGUGAGUGUAAAAUAAUCACUCACCCUGGAGCCGGUCAUUUAUUGGAACCUCCAUACAGUCCACACGCACCACUUACGCAUGCAAAGCUAAUCAAUCUACCUCAGAGAUGGGGUGGGAAUUCAAAGCAGCAUGCUGAAGCACAGCUAUCGUCAUGGAAAGAAAUCUUAAAGUAUCUUAACGAAGUUUUUUACAGUCGCGCAAAACUUUGAUGAAAUUUAUUUAAUUUAUGGAAUGCCUGAUCUAUGCAUUUUGAUCGUGAAGUAGCUGGGAGGAAACGAUAGUACGGAGCAGUUGCAGAAUUUGUUUCAGCUCAAAUUAUUACGUGAUUUUUGUUAAUCUGACCAAUAAAUUGUUUCUUAUAUUCAAUUUACUUUUAAGUUUCUCAAUUUACACGAUUACAUUCUCGCGUAUUAUGGAACAAAUAACAACAUAUAUAUCCAUCUUCCGAUAAUAUUAUAAUUGCAUAUAUAUAUAUAUAUAUAUUCCGAUAAUAUUUCUACAAUCAAUAAAACCCCCUAAAUUAUUGUGAUAUCUGUUGAUAUAUGAUU
Messenger RNA from Styela clava, 1719 nucleotides. RefSeq names its product acyl-coenzyme A amino acid N-acyltransferase 2-like. Lineage: Eukaryota; Metazoa; Chordata; Ascidiacea; Stolidobranchia; Styelidae. Gene Ontology annotation, biological process: fatty acid metabolic process; acyl-CoA metabolic process. The record is from RefSeq and is a predicted model, not a curated record. Gene Ontology annotation, molecular function: fatty acyl-CoA hydrolase activity.